Molecule: messenger RNA, 1944 nt
Organism: Vitrella brassicaformis
Lineage: Eukaryota; Vitrellaceae
Source: the annotation of a GenBank genome assembly
UCAUGAGGCCUUCUUCUUCCUCUCUGCCCCAGCCCCCGGUUUGCCCGCGGGCACCAGACAGAGUGGCACCAGGCUCAGCAGCAGCAGGGACACAAUCACACUCACGAGAGGAUGCACACGAUCCCUCACCCACUCGUAAAAAGACCAAGGGCUUCCACGGGGCGUGAGCAGGUGUGGCGGGAUGGCGAAGGGCUGCCAGGCUCCGUAGGAGCUCUGGUCACCAGAGGCCAGGGCGUCCCAGAAUCCGCAGCGGUGUCUCCGCUUGACCACAUCUUGUAUCAGAUGCAUGUUCCUCGGCUCGAUCUCAAGCGUCGCCGACCAAGUAGACGGGUCAAACACCUCCCACACGACCCCAUUGCCGAGCCGCACCACCUCCUCGCCACGCAUGAAGGCCGCAAUGCCCUUGAGAUAGUCCUCCAUCAGCUCCACAUGCUCCCUCCCGAAAGUCAUCCGCUUGCCGAACCAAGGCAUGGCAAAUCCCUCCUGGUCGAUCUGGCCAAGCGUAUAGAUCAUGUCCACGCCGUGGAACGCCCCAAUACCCAUCUUUCUGGCCUCGUCAGGCACCACUUCCCACAGCCCCAGCCGCACGGGCCAGCCCCUCGCUGCCAGCUGAGAGGCCAAAUAGCGGUUCGGGCACUGGAACAUGGCGUCGCCGGCAGCACCGGUGGCCACUGAGAGAACCCCCCGCCGCUUCGCCAGUGCUCGAUACUCGGCGUAAACCUUCGCCCCUUUCGUCGGCCCGUAGCUGUGGACGAAUAUCUCCUUGAGCUGGGCAGAAGUGGCGUUUUUUAGCAUAUCGGCCGCAUCAAGGCCGAAGAGUGUGUACUCGUUGGCACUCGUGGUGAUGAUGAUCGGCUUCCUCUGAAAGAGGCCGAGCUUUGGCGCGUUGAGGAGGUUUGGCAGAGGCACCACACGGCGGUCAUAGAUGGGCGCGUGCACGGCGGGGUAGCUGUUGAGAGCAGGCGCCUGCCCAGUCGCCAUGAGCGUCAGCGGAGGCUGAAAGGCCGUCAGGUUCUGCCAUGGGAGAGUUCGAAGGUCAUCGAGGCUCUUGGCACCAACGGCGCUGACGAAGGGCUCCCCCCUGCAUCUGUAGGCCUCCUCGAGGCUAAUGGCGCGAUAGCCGAUGGGGGCGGAGGAGACAAUCGCUGCGCGGAAGAGGCCGGCGCUGGGUCGCCACAUGAGGUGGUUUAGAACACUCUGCGCACCUGCCGACACGCCAUAAAGCGUUACUCGCGAUGGAUCACCACCGAAAGCCCCGAUGCUUCUCUGAAACGAGGCAAGCAACAAAUCAGUCAGUCAUGCACCUUGACAUCUCCUAUCACUCACCUGCACCCAUUCGAGCGCUAGCCGCUGGUCCUCAAGCAUGAUAUUGGUGGUUGUGCCCAGCCACGGAUGCGCCAAUGUACCCAAGACACCCACGCGAUAGUUGAAGCCCACAACAAUCGCUCCAGUGAUCCUCAGGAAUGCCUCCCCGGGCGCCCACCACUGCUCCGCCGUCCCCGAGCCGAAUGCAAAGCCGCCUCCAUGGAUAACGACCAACACAUGCCGCCUCUCCACUCGCGGUGCCGCCUCAUCAGUGGCCGUCAGCUCAUGGCCAUAAGGCGUCCACACACUCAGCUGCAGACAGUCCUCACUCAUGAUGACCAAAGCACCACUCUUGUCGGUGGGUUGCGGGCACUUGACUGCCUUGCCGCGGCCGUCAUAGGGCUCAGUCCAGCCUGUGUGCGGCUCUGGCAGCUGCCACCGCCGCUCGUGUGUGGGUGGAAGGGCGUAGGGGAUGGCCUCGAACAGGAAGAUUGGAGGUGCAGACGUGUUGGAAGGAAGAGGGUGGCCAACCACUGGGCCACAUGGGGUGGUCACUGUCACGGCUGCUGCCGGUUCUUCAGAAGCUCGAGCCAGAAAAGGGAUAAGGGACGCCAGAGCCAAAAUAACCUGCCUGAGCAU